UUAUACGAUUUGAUAAUGAAAUGUUCACAACAAAUCAGUGGUCAAUCCUCACAAUUCAUUAGGCCUGAAAGUUUCCUAUUUUCCACCAGUAGAAACACGGUGGAGGAAGCAGACGGAGCGCCAUCCCCAUCUAUUGAUCGGUCACCGGCUCCGCUCAACAUGGCACUAGGGGUGGCGUUCGUGCUCAGCUUGAUCCUCGUCAUCGGCCACCACCAGGAAGGACCAGGAUCCCUCGCCAAGACCUUUACAUUUCCCGAGUACCCGUACAAGGAGACCACCAAGAAUGAGCUUCUCUUUAGACAAUUCGAGCAGGCGUGCGAGGAGAGCGGAGCCUGCAAAAUGCAAUCGCAGCACAGGAGCGGUGACGUUGCGAAAACACGGUGCAUCCGGGAAUGCGUGUCGCCGUCCUGUUACAAGGAGAUUUAUUUAUUCGAUCAAUUGGAGGAGGGUGAGAUUGACGUGAGAUUAAAUUCCUUCAAAGGUUGCUUCAUGCAGCGAAACGGUCGGCCGCGAAAGUAAGAAGAAGAAACUCGUGAAAAGAGACGCAAGUAGAAAAAGAACUUUUAAUCUGAAAAUGAACGAUUAACGCGGAGGACUGUCGAUGUACCGUUUAACCCCUUCGGAGUAAUUAUAUAAUCACGCAACAAAGAACGCGUCUUCUACGUGGCGAUUAUAUUAUAGUUAUAACAAUAACGCUUCUCUCUCUUGUUUAGCACUUGCUACCCCGAAAGGAUUAAAUCGACGUUGUAAUGUGACUGCUGCAUGAUGUGCAUGCUCGGAUGUUUGGAAAAGCACAAGAAAUGGAUUCAAAUGCAUAUCAUGCAUCAAAAAUAGCAAAAAUGCAUAACAUGCAGUUUUGCACCAGGAUAAGGAGAUAGUACAUCGAAAGGAUUAGAUUCUUAUUCAAAUACAAUCUUUUUCUACUUUUUAUACGCACAUGUUACUUACGAUAAAGCUGAUAUUGAUAUUGCACAAUAUAACUGAAUAAGUUAUUGGCUGCACCAAUAUAGUGACUGAUUCCAGUCACUGUCUUUAUAUUGUAUAUAUAUAUCACUUCUAUUAAAAUAUUCUUAAAAUAAUAUAUAUUCAAUCCUUAUAUACGAUAAUGCUGAAUAAUACAAUCUCGAUGUAUAUGUAUAAUGGAAAGAUAAAAAAAAAU
Molecule: messenger RNA, 1159 nt
Organism: Formica exsecta
Lineage: Eukaryota; Metazoa; Arthropoda; Insecta; Hymenoptera; Formicidae
Exons: 3
Coding region: 16-519 (167 amino acids)
Source: RefSeq, a predicted model, not a curated record